AUGAAGGCUGCAUCGGCGCAAAAAGUGUCGUUUUCAACAAUUGCGUGGCAAGAUCUGGAAGACUGCACUUCCGUCCUGAGGCGCGAGAGUGACUCCGGUGACCAGCAGGCCCCCCAUCAACAGGACAGUCUGUGCUACACCUCCCCAGCCUGCCCCCUAUCCCUACCACAGUCCCCCCCACAAGAGGAGGUCCUCUGGAGGGGUGUGGCUGAACAACAUAAACAAGCUUUAGGAGAGGCACUGGACACCAACAGCCAGCUUCAGCUCACCUUAAACCAAAGACAGGAAGAGAUAGCAUCACUGCGAGAGCGAAAUCUCCACCUGAAGGAACUUGCCAGCAAAGCCAAGCAUUUAGCGUCUGUACUCAAUAGGCUGAUCGGCCCUGGUGAACCCCUCCCUCCCCCUGCGGGGUCACCAUCGCUGAAGAGUCCGAUGAAAAGGAGGAGGCUGGAGGACCUGUUCGAGCGCACCCCGGCCUGCGAGGACGUGAGCCACAUCCUGAGAGACGUUUCAGAGCGCUGCAAUGCCGUGCUGCAGAGAGACUCCAGGCUGCAGCAGGACCCCGGACACGAGAGCCACGCCAUUAAGAUGCAUGGCGCGUUCGAGGGGCUGCACACAUCCAGGCCCUGCGGCACAGCGCUCCUGAAGGGGCUGGAGGAUGAGGAUGAGAGCCAGACCUUCAGGACGUCUGUCAGAGACCACUGCACCAUCCGAACCCUGGCCUUUCCCCAAGGACACGCCUUCACCUCCAGGGUGCCGCAGGGAGGAUACCGAUUCCGCUGGGUCCCCAGCUAA
Molecule: messenger RNA, 795 nt
Organism: Megalops cyprinoides (Indo-Pacific tarpon)
Lineage: Eukaryota; Metazoa; Chordata; Actinopteri; Elopiformes; Megalopidae
Product: multicilin
Exons: 5
Coding region: 1-795 (264 amino acids)
Biological process (GO): negative regulation of cell cycle; negative regulation of DNA replication
Cellular component (GO): nucleus
Source: RefSeq, a predicted model, not a curated record